Pangasianodon hypophthalmus (striped catfish) is the source of this 2424-nucleotide messenger RNA. It is a transcript of the gene alox5a, whose product is annotated as arachidonate 5-lipoxygenase a. Bases 125 to 2149 code for a protein of 674 amino acids. The transcript is spliced from 14 exons. The record is from RefSeq and is a predicted model, not a curated record. Gene Ontology annotation, cellular component: nuclear envelope. Gene Ontology annotation, molecular function: iron ion binding; protein binding; arachidonate 5-lipoxygenase activity. Gene Ontology annotation, biological process: linoleic acid metabolic process; lipid oxidation. NCBI's taxonomy places the organism in Eukaryota, Metazoa, Chordata, Actinopteri, Siluriformes, Pangasiidae.
UGAGUGUGUGCGCACACACAUGCACUUCUGUUUGUGAGAAGUAGAAAAGAGGAAAUGCUUUCAGCGAGAGACUACAGUGGGUUCACUGUGGAGACACAGAAGCUUGUCCGCUUGUGUGACCAGGAUGCCUUCAUACACUGUGACUGUUGCCACGGGCUCUCAGUGGUUUGCUGGCACUGAUGACUACAUCUACUUGACCCUGGUGGGGACGGAGUGCAGCAGUGAGAGAACACUUCUGGAUAAACCACUAUAUAAUGACUUUGAACGAGGCGCGGUGGACUCAUAUGAUGUCAAAGUGGCAGAGGACCUUGGUGACUUAGAGCUUCUGAAGAUCGAGAAGAAAAAGUACUGGAUGCAAGAUGACUGGUAUUGUAAAUACAUUACAGUGAAGACACCCAUUGGAGAUUACAUUGAGUUCCCCUGUUUUCGCUGGGUAGUGGACGAUAAAGAGGUGAUACUUCGAGAUGGCAGAGCUCGCCUGCCUCAGCAUGACAAAACCAGAGUGGCAAAACAACACAGACGCAAGGAGCUGGAAAACAGACAGAAGACUUUUAGAUGGAAGGAAUGGCAUCCUGGCUUUCCCAUGAGCAUUGAUGCAAAAACCCAUAAAGAGCUACCACGUGACAUCCAGUUUGACAGUGAGAAAGGCAUAGAUUUCGCCCUCAACUACAGUAAAGCGAUAGAGAACCUCUGUGUUAACCAGUUUAUGCACAUGUUCCAGUCCUCUUGGGGAGAUUUUGCAGAUUUUGAGCGGAUAUUUGUGAGGAUCAAGAACACAAUAUCAGAGUAUGUGAUGCAGCACUGGAAAGAAGACUUCAUGUUCGGAUAUCAGUUCCUAAAUGGCUGUAAUCCUGUCAUGAUCGAGAAGUGUACAAAAAUACCAGAUAAUUUUCCAGUCACACAUGAAAUGGUGAAAGACUGCUUGGAAAGAGACCUCACUCUAGAAGAUGAACUUAAGGCAGGAAACCUGUUCAUUGCAGAUUAUAAGAUUAUGGAUGACAUCACGCCUAAUGCUACAGAUCCUUGUACCCUGCAGUAUUUAGCUGCACCCAUUUGCUUGCUGUACAAGAACAGUCAGAACAAAAUUCUGCCAAUCGCCAUACAGCUGAGUCAAACCCCAGGGGAAGACAGCCCAAUCUUUCUGCCUAGUGAUAAUGAGUAUGACUGGCUGCUGGCCAAGAUCUGGGUGAAAUCUUCAGACUUUCAUGUGCACCAGACAGUCACACACCUCCUGAGGACUCAUUUGAUAUCAGAGGUUUUUGGCAUUGCUAUGUACCGACAGUUGCCUGCUGUUCAUCCAGUGUAUAAGUUGCUGGUGCCACAUGUUCGUUUCACAAUUGCCAUCAAUACAAAAGCACGCGAGCAACUUAUCUGCGAAUGUGGAAUCUUUGACAAGGCUAAUGGUACAGGUGGAGGUGGCCAUGCAGAGCUAGUGCAGAAAGCCAUGAAGACGUUCACCUAUAAGUCCUUGUGCUUUCCGGAGUCCAUAAAGGCUCGAGGCAUGGACAGCAAGGAGGAGCUUCCCUACUACUACUACAGAGAUGAUGGCAACAAAGUGUGGGAGGUAAUCAAAAGUUUUGUCACAGAUGUGGUGCACAUAUACUAUGAUAGUGACAAAACGGUACUGGAGGAUGAGGAGAUACAGGCAUUCGUCAAAGAUGUCUGCAGCUUUGGAAUGCAGGAUUUUGACUAUUGUGAGUUUCCGAAAUCAUUGCAGAACCGAGAGCAGCUGGUGGAGUACCUGACUGUUAUAAUCUUCACAGCUUCUGCACAACAUGCUGCCAUCAACUUUGGACAGUAUGACUGGUGUUCAUGGAUCCCCAACGCUCCCCCCACUAUGCGAAAACCCCCGCCUACAAAGAAGGGCCAGGUGGAUAUAGAAUUCAUCGUGACUAGUUUGCCUGACCGUGGUCGCUCCUGCUGGCAUCUCGGAGCAGUGUGGGCUCUUAGUCAGUUCCAGGACAAUGAGUUGUUCUUAGGCAUGUAUGCUGAUGAACACUUCAUUGACAAACCGGUGAAGAAAGCCAUGGAGACUUUCCGGGAAAAGCUGGAUGAGCUGUCCAAAGCCAUCAAAAAUCGCAACGAGGGGAAGAAACUCCCCUACUACUACCUGUCUCCAGACAGAAUCCCAAACAGUGUUGCUGUCUGAGUCUGCAUACGUGGAGGGUUUGCAGGGGUGGUGAAGGAAAAGAGCAUUUCCUGCACCAUUUAUGUCGUAUGCUUCUUUCUGCCACAGAUUCUUUGUUAAAGAACAUACUGUAUACUGUAAUAGAGUUAAGGUUUUGCAUUAUAUAUGUAAUACAAUUAUGAUUUUCCAGUCUUGCAAUACUAUGAUUAGGUGAUUGGAUUAAAUAUAGAUUUGCUUUUCCACUUGUUGCACUUUUGUCAUAAUAACUUGGAAUAAAUAGUAAUAUCUCUUGAAAA